Aspergillus ibericus CBS 121593 is the source of this 996-nucleotide messenger RNA. RefSeq lists its product as uncharacterized. The coding region runs from base 1 to 996 and encodes 331 amino acids. The record is from RefSeq and is a predicted model, not a curated record. The transcript has a single exon. NCBI's taxonomy places the organism in Eukaryota, Fungi, Ascomycota, Eurotiomycetes, Eurotiales, Aspergillaceae.
AUGAGACUUCUCAACUACAGAACACUGAGUCUAUGCACCGCAUUGGCUGAGGUGUCCGCCGCGGACAUCCCGCAUACAUGGAAUGUGGCAGCCUCAGUCAUUUCAAGUGUUCUAGCCACCAAGUUUGGCACUCCUGGGAACGGUGUUAUUGUGUCCGCGGGGUUUGGUACCAUCCAUCUGAUCGAAACGAUCGAAAACUGCAUCCCCGUCGGAGAAAGCGGCAGUACUGAGGACUCUCUCACCUGUGCUAAGUCUGUUGUCUCCGCUGCUGCUCUCUUCGGGAUGGCCUACAAUAAUUAUCGGCAGGUGGGCUACUGGACAAACAAGCGUGAUGGGUUCGGAGGCGACGUCGCGUACAUCGAUGACUACUUCAGCCAGAUGGGGUCCCAUGUCGCAAUCUCCGACGUCCACUUCGAAGGUGUUCCGCUCAAUGUCACGCACUUGCCCCAGACCAUGGGCAAGCGCAGCAGCGCGGGCGAGGAUUCGGCCAUCCGCGCCCUCCACAACUCUAGCAUGCCCCUGAGCUUUGUGUAUCAGGACACGCGCGAGAAUUACGUGCCCCUCCUGGUGGCCACCAACGGCACUCACUACCACAUCGGGCAUCUGGUUCCUAGUAGCAGCAGAAGCGGCAGUGAGAACAACAGCGCAUCGCUCCAACGCCGCGGAGCCAUUGACCCGAACUACACCCAUGUUGGCAGUGGCGGCGUCAAAUUGCAGUGCAACUCCGAGGGCGCCGUGAUGACGGAAACGCAGGUAGAAUUGUUUCUGGAUUCCCCCAUGUCGGGCACAAGUAGCAGCUCGGCGGCGAUGAACGUCUUCCUCAACCUUGUGAAUUAUUCUACCUUCGCGGGCUUCUCCUUCAGCGAGUGGGUGGAUGGGGAUCUGAGUGGGCAGUGGGCCAUGGAAGCUGAGAGCAACGGGUUCGGGACUAACUGGGAGACGAACUGGAAUUGGUGCUUUGGAGUGGAGGCGGCCAGUUGUGAUAAGGGGUUGUAG